Molecule: messenger RNA, 4430 nt
Organism: Phyllopteryx taeniolatus (common seadragon)
Lineage: Eukaryota; Metazoa; Chordata; Actinopteri; Syngnathiformes; Syngnathidae
Gene: mmp16b
Product: matrix metallopeptidase 16b (membrane-inserted)
Exons: 11
Coding region: 299-2161 (620 amino acids)
Biological process (GO): collagen catabolic process; skeletal system development; extracellular matrix organization
Cellular component (GO): extracellular matrix
Molecular function (GO): zinc ion binding; metalloendopeptidase activity
Source: RefSeq, a predicted model, not a curated record
GCCUGCCUGCAACCCCCAGUGCUGCUGCUGGUGCUGCUGCUGCCACCUAAAUGGAGCCCGUGAUGUAAAUACAAGCAUGGCGAGGGCAGCGGAUGGAACACGCCGCCUCACGUGUGCUUGACAUCGGAUCAUUUCUUCCCGACGUCGACGCGUCUCGCGGACGAAGCGCCUUCACGCCUCCAUGCCUUUGACUUGAUGCUAAGAGACGCCAAAGCGAGACGCGACGCGAGAGGCUUCUCCCUGAAAAGCGAGACAACAACAACAACAAAAUAGAGACUCGGGAUUAAAGCGGGUCAUUAUGACCUUAGUCGCCUCCAGCGCAAGGAAACCAUCGGAUUGCGUUCAGGCGGCCGCGUUGUGCUUGCAUCUCUUGCUUUGGAUUGCGUGUGCAGUGUCCGGAGAGGAGCACCAGCACUUCAGCGUCGAGGGAUGGCUACAAAGGUACGGCUACCUCCCACGCACAGAACCCAAAAUGUCCGUCCUGCGCUCGGCCCAAACCAUGCACUCGGCCAUCGCCGCCAUGCAGCGCACCUACGGCCUCAAUGUCACCGGGACGCUGGAUGAGAGGACCAAGGAUGAUAUCACGCUGAGUUGGAUGCAGAAGCCCCGCUGCGGCGUUCCAGACACGCUCAAGAGUGCUUCGAGGUCACGGAGGCGGAGAUACGCGCUGACAGGACAGAAGUGGCAGCGUACGCACAUCACCUACAGCAUAAAAAAUGUCACGCCAAAGGUGGGCGCCCGCGAGACCCACGACGCCAUCCGCCGGGCGUUCGACGUGUGGCAGGGAGUGACGCCGCUGCGCUUCGAGGCCGUCCCCUACAGCGCCUUGGAGACGGGCCGGCGCGAUGUGGACAUCACCAUCAUCUUCGCCUCGGGUUUCCACGGCGACAGCUCGCCCUUCGACGGAGAGGGCGGCUUCCUCGCCCACGCCUACUUCCCUGGGCCCGGCAUAGGGGGCGACACCCACUUUGACUCGGAUGAGCCUUGGACCCUGGGGAACCCCAACCAUGAUGGGAACGACCUGUUCUUGGUCGCCGUUCACGAGCUGGGCCACGCCCUCGGCCUGGAGCACUCCAAUGAUCCCACUGCCAUCAUGGCUCCUUUCUACCAGUACAUGGACACGGAGAACUUUAAACUACCUCACGACGACCUGCAGGGCAUCCAGAAGAUCUACGGUCCACCCGACAGAGCCCCGCAGCCGACCAGGCCUCCGCCCACGGCGCCCCCCCCUCGCUUCCACCUCCCCUCGGACCCCCGCAAGCACGACCGCCACGCCAGGCCACAUCGCCCUCCGCAGGGGGCCAAGCCGUCCAACCCCAACUCCAAGCCCAACAUCUGCGACGGCGGCUUCAACACGCUGGCCAUCCUGCGCCAGGAACUCUUUGUCUUCAAGGACCAAUGGUUUUGGAGGGUGCGGGACAACUCUGUGGUCCCUGGAUACCCCAUGCAGAUCAAUUACUUCUGGAAAGGCUUGCCUGCCAAAAUUGACACCGUCUAUGAAAACAGCGAAGGAAAAUUUGUAUUUUUCAAAGGUAACCGCUUCUGGGUGUUCAAGGACACCACUCUGCAGCCGUCAUACCCUCAGGACAUCUCGCUGUUCGGCAGCGGCAUGCCCACGCAGAGCAUUGAGACGGCCGUGUGGUGGGAGGACGUGGCCAAGACUUACUUCUUCAAAGGAGACAGAUACUGGCGGUACAAUGAAGACAUGAGAACCAUGGAUCCAGGUUAUCCCAAGCCCAUCACCAUCUGGAAGGGCAUCCCCGACUCUCCGCAGGGGGCCUUUGUGGACAAAGCCAACGGUUUCACGUACUUUUACAAGGGUAAGGAGUACUGGAAGUUCAACAACCAGCUGCUCCGCGUGGAGCCGGGCUACCCGCGCUCCAUCCUGCGCGACUUCAUGGGCUGCGACGGCCUCCCCCCGGACCCCGACUGGGACUGGAGCCCGCCGGCGGCCGAGGAGCGCCACUACGACAGCGGCGACGCCGACGUGGUCAUCAAACUGGACAGCGCGGGCGGCACGGAGAAGGCGGUGGCCAUCGCCAUCCCUUGCGUCCUGGCGCUGUGCAUGAUGGUCCUGCUGUACACCGUGUUCCAGUUCCGCCGGAAGAGCACGCAGCGCCACAUACUGUACUGCAAGCGCUCCAUGCAGGAGUGGGUGUGAGCUCGGAUGGAAAGGUCUCAAAAUUGCCGCGUUCCGUGAUGCCCGGCAGAACUGCACAAAAAGGAGACUGAAGGCAGUGAGGGAGCCAUAUCUCAUAAGUCCUGUGUAUUUAUCUACUUGGACUCUUUUCUCUAACAAACUCAAUGGAGCGAGUGCGACUUAAGCUCCUGUAUGUAAGUGGACCUUUUUUUUUUUUUUUUUUUUUUUUUUUGUUUUUUUUUGUCCUUCCUCCUGUCUGCACACUUGCUUGAAGAAACCCCCCCGAGCACCGACCAAUUAGAUUUAAGCUUUUGUUCUCAAUGAAAUCACCCUGAGCUGUGCUUUUUUUUUUUAAAAAAAAACAAACAAACAAACAAACAAAAAAAAUAACAUUAAAUUGUAUGACAGACUGACACACCCACACACACGCGCGUGCAAAUAGUGUGGCCCUUUUCUUCCAAAGUGGAUCUUUUUCCUCACUUUUUGGUCACACAUUCUGAUUUUUUUUUUUCCCAUAUUUUGUGAAGAUAGCAGGCAGCGUAUAACGUGAGGUUAAAAAAACCAACAACAACAACAACAACAACAAAACCAUUAACUUCAACCAGCUUGGGACAUUUUUAUGUUUUUAUUUUGUAUUGUUCAUAAGCAAACACUCAAAGAAAUGGUCUCGUAGCUGACAACUGGAAUUCUUUGAAAAUUCAGCCCCAAAAGCCAGUUUCACUCACUAAUGUGACAUUGUGUGGACAUGUUUAUCACGAGUAGACGCACACACACACACAAAAAAAACCUCAAGAACCUACGCCCCAAAACACACCAAAGUCAGAAGACGAACGCAGUUCUGUGUCAAAGUUAGUUUGGCAUUGCAGAAGUCAAACGCCCCCAACCCUCGCUAACCCAAAGCCUAAUCCUAACCGUUUCUAAACAUUUCUGUGGAAUUGAGCUUGGUUUUAGCCCCUUUUGUUCUGUUGCGUCCAUCAACAGCUGCAUUUCGUUCAUCUUAAACGGCUUUGCUAAUCCAUUUUGAUAUUGUUUCGUGUUUUGGGUGUAGCACAUGGGAAUGGGGAAGAACGCAAAAGAGGACAAAAAGCCACCACGGGAAGGAUGUUUUCUGUGAAAAGGAUCAUUGCGCCUCAAGAUACGACGUGCAUGUCAAUCGAGUGGGACGAAAAAAAAUGCAAAUGACGUAGUUUUAUUAAAAACAAAACAACUGAGAUGAAUAACAAUAAAAACAAUUGCUAACAAUAGAAAGAAACAAAUCUUGUGUAACUACUACCACUGCUUGCAUUAAUGAAUAUAUUUCUAGAAAUAAAGCUCCUCUAACAAAUAUUUCAUAUAUUCUGUGCCAUUAUAUAUCUAAAAUCAAAUAGUUACACGCUAGACAAUGUCUAACCAAAGUACGAUUAAAUGAUAUUUAAGAUGAUUUGAGCAGCUUCCGACAAAUAUGUAUCAUAAAUGCAGACUUCGCAGCUUAGUGGGACUUUGAUGGAACUUUUGAAUGUGUGCUUGUUCAACUUGAAACAGCCUCCGCCGCUCAGUAAAAAGUGUGCCAAUCUUUCAUUUCAAAUUGGUGGAGCUUUCGCAUCAUCAUUUUGGUGGCAAAAGAGGUUGGCGGCAGCUGGGGUAAAUGGUCCUAAUUGCUGUACAGUUUUUUUGUUUUUUUUUAAGAAAGCAGACCCGACCACCAUCUGCGACGGUGUUCGGGUUAUCGCUCUUGUCAGUCGUCGCAUUUGAAAGUCAUUUAAAGUGAACGUGUGUGCGUGUAAUGAACUGUGGAUUUGUGGGUGCAAUAAGGCCAGGCGGGACUGUAUUGAGUACCGAGUUUAUCGUUAGAGACACAGAAGUGCGUUUGAAGCUGUUAUUUGAUCUCCUGGACUUCCAAUUGCAUUCAUCUGUUUUAUUUAUUUAUUUUUUUUAUUUUUUUUGGGAGAAAAAGACCAAUUACAAGCUUUUCAAACUGUUCUGUUUUUUUUUUUUUUUGCUCUGCCUUUCAUCCAACUUUGUGCUGCUAAGCAUUUAGGGCUAAGACAGGAAGUAGUGAUGCAACUAAAGGAAGUUUCGAAGUUUUCUUUUGUUUUGUUUGUUUGUUUUUACUCCCGACACGUCUGAGGCCUCGUGUAAUAGCACUAAACUUAUACUAUUGCGUAUAUAAUGUACAUAAAGUGGAGGAUGCUGUCUGAUUGAAAGAUUUUUUUUUUUAAAUCCAUCUACUACUUCAUGGGUAAAGACAUGCUGUGUGUUAUAAAUAAUAAAAAAAAAAAAAAAAAUAAAAAAAAAGCAAGUGCAUAAUGAA